AUGGCGUGUGGAGGCCCUUCAAAGACACCUAAAGAAGCGACUGAGGAACUGACGGAAUUGGUCAGAAGAAUUCAAACAAUCGACGUAAACUCAAGGAAGAGAGUGCAUAACGGUGCCGAAGGAGCAUCUCUGGACAGUGAAACAUCUAUGAUGUCCGAAUUAAACCAACUUAAAGGGGUAAAGUCGCUUUCGAUUGAACAACGUCUUUGGUUGGCGAGAUUUCUAAAGGUGAUGCAAAGUGAAUUUGUAGCCGAGUCGGAAUUACGAGGUGCAGAAAGGGAGCUACGUCUAAAGAAGGUGCGCAUCGCGGAAAUCGGAGAAGAGUGUAUGCUUUUGGAGACUAACGCUAUAAAGCUGAAAGGUACAGAAGAUGAUUUGAGAGAGAAGAUUAUGAAAGAUCAACUUUUGCUGGAUCGAGCAAGGGAACUACAAAGAGAGGCUGACAACGCCUUGAAAGAGGCAUUUCAACGGGUACUAAUAAGUGAUGCUUGUUCGAUAAACGAGGCAUUAGGGUCAGGACGUUGGUAUCUUGCCAAUGACGUUUCCUUUACGGGACGUGAAGAAAAUGGUGUAACGACUCUGCGAUUCCGUGAUGCUGAAUUGGUGUUGGGACCUAGUGACGGUCUCCUACUAGCAUGGGUUCAAGAUAUGAACAAGGGGUUACUUCCUACGAGAAUUGCUGACCUUCCAGAUGAGACUACUCCAGAUACUUCUGCUAUAAGGAGAAGUAUUGAGGUACAGCCAGUGAUCGGCGAUGAUAAAGUCGUAAUGAAUUAUGCACAAAGUGAUGCUAGUUCUGUACGAACCGAAUUCGAGCUACUUUCGGAUGAUGUAAUUUGUAAAAUAUUCCUGAUGACAAAAUUCGUGCCCGAGAAUGAGAUGCAGUAUUUUCGAAAUGCGUCGCGCGCAAUGAAGAUUACGGAUCGUCUACUUGAUUUACUUGGGGACUGGAAAAUCCCUUUGCCCAUUCCUGGCUGUGUCUUCGAGGAUUUCAGAUUUGCUACGGAUGAUUAUGGAUUCACUGGGCCAUUACGUGAGAAUUCGGAUCUUCCCGCAAUUCUAAUUCUAAGUACAUCUAUGACGAGCGGAUGGGGACUUGGUGAAUGGGUCUUUCGAACAAGGAUUGCUGAUUUUCAAAAUAUGCGGCGACCUAUCCCAAACUUUGCCUAUUUGACAGCUGGGAUGAAAGUUGAAAUCAAUCAGGUGUCAAUUAGUGGAUGGUGUGCCGUGAUGCGGCGCAACAGUCUAUCCAUGAAAGCCUUGAGGGAUAUAAUAUUCAACGGGUUGCAUUUGGGACCAAGCUAUAAGUUUGCGCAGAUCUACUUGCGUAUCGGCACGAAUGAUGUGAAGGGCCUUUGCACCUUCAAGUACUAUGACGUCCGUUUUCCAACUUUUGAAGCAUUUUACAAGGAAUAUGAGCAAUUCAUGGGGAAUCUGGUUAAAUCCUUUGCUUGUAAUGUUUUCGCCUUGGGAGCAGCUCCACCCUCUGUAUCGCCAUUGUUGGAGAGUCCUACGAGUGUAGCGUUGGAUGCCGACCAGAAUGGAUUACCGUUAGUGCCUUUAAGGUGCUUGGACAAUGUUGACCUUGUGGAAGAAGAAGACAGAGAGAGAGCUGGUCGCAUUUAUCUGAAUGAAAUUUACAGGCGAUUAGCUGGUAUUGAUGGGGUCAUGAACGUUGUUGAUGCGGAAAGAAAUCUGGGAUGGAUUGCUCUGCCUACACCCAUUGAUGGGCUGAGGGCGUAUAGCAGUGGUCGUGGAAAGUUGUCAGAUUUUGGGCAUAUCACGCCUUCUGGUUACCUAAUUUUUGCUAAGUAUCACUGUAUUUCCAUAUGGCGUGGGAUUCGAAUGUUACCAGGCUAUGAAAAGGUAGUGGGACGGAUUUGCUCAGGACAAUAUCCGAGGUGGCUUGAUGAUGGAACAGUGGCAGUGGGAUUGGCACCUGAUAAUCUGCAUGAGCAUAGUGGAUCUUUUGGACCAGUGUCAGAUUGUGUUGGACCACUAGUUCCCACCGGGAAUAUUGAUCUUGCCAAGUUGCGAAAGUUCGACUUUGACGAAUGCUUCCUGACUGAUGCUGCUACGAGUAACGCCCGGAGUCGGUCAAAGAUUGAAGUUGGGGACAUAGUACGAAUUCGAAACGUGAAGGGGACCAGAAUCGUCGUAUCUUGA
Messenger RNA from Notodromas monacha, 2166 nucleotides. Lineage: Eukaryota; Metazoa; Arthropoda; Ostracoda; Podocopida; Cyprididae. The record is from the annotation of a GenBank genome assembly.